This is a messenger RNA of Penicillium cataractarum, 1881 nucleotides long. RefSeq names its product DUF4246 domain-containing protein. The transcript is spliced from 4 exons. The coding region runs from base 1 to 1881 and encodes 626 amino acids. Lineage: Eukaryota; Fungi; Ascomycota; Eurotiomycetes; Eurotiales; Aspergillaceae. The record is from RefSeq and is a predicted model, not a curated record.
AUGUUCCAGCAUCGUGCCAACGAAGCGGAGUUUCUUUCUGCCACUAAGAACAAGGAUUCCCGCUUCAUCCUUCCUGGAUAUGGCCGACCAUUGGACUAUGCGCCGGUAGAGAAGAACAUCUAUGGCGUGGAGAGUCGGAGCAUGUUCCCAUCCGCCUUGGACGACAGAGACAUUGAGAAUGGAUACACAGAACUGCCCAUCCAGUCACUUCGUGAGAUCGAAAUGGUUCGUGUCAUGGAAGACUUGACUGAUAUUCCUGAAUGGUGGAUUAAGAUCCAAGAUCCUGGAUUUGUGGAAGAUUGGGAAAAGAUGGCAUUGAACGGCGAUGCAGACAUCACCCCCAACAUGGCCAACUGGAUCAUCGACGAGCUCAAGUUCAAAGCGAUGAUCUAUGAAACAAGCCAGGCUGUCGGUUUGUACAACGGUGACAUGACCAAGUCUGAUUCAAAUGUCCCCAUUUCACUGGUUGAGAGACUGAGCAAGGAGACCAAGGUCUUGGAUUAUGAUGACACCGAGUUACAAUUCUAUUAUCCAGGAUCUUGGCGGAAACAGCGAGAUCUCCUGGCCAUGGCAUUAUACCCCGUUGUAUAUGGCAAAAGUCGAAUUCUCACGGAUACAACUAUCGGGUUGGACGAAGCGCUGCGAUUCGCCGGUCAGGGCGAGGUAAUCCCCAAACCCACGGAGACGGGCAUCACUCGAGAAGACAUGACCUGGCGAGUAAAGGCGCGGUCAGAUAUCCAGGUCAGGCCGUAUAGUCGGAACUUCCAGAUUCUGCCAACCGACUUUCAGCUGGGCGACGAUGACCGUUGGCAUAUUAGUUCAUACAUCAACAAUUUGCACCCAAUCAGGCACCGCAACAUCUAUAAACUAAUCGAGGACGCAUUCAACUGCAUGAUCCCCCAGUUCAACAUGACCAUGACGCCGCUCAAGGACAUGUUGCACUCACGCGCCAGAAUCGAAUAUCACAAGGCUGAAUACCAUCCGAUCCCCAAGUCAGUUCUCGACAAAGAGCCGCAAAUCAGACCCAAAGAGGCGCAGAGUGAGUUUGAAGAACGGUAUCUAGAUUGGAGACAUGAGAACUUCAAAGUGAUCCAACCCGAUGCUGGUGUCUUCAUCCCUUGGGCCGUGCCUCCGGCCCUGAUGAACAAGCUCCCAGAGGACCUGCCUAGUGCCGUCCGUAUCGAACGAGAUGUCUCCCUCAACAAGGACUACAAGGAUCGCGGUCUUCAGGUCAUCACGCGCAUUCUCGGUGUAGAUCUCUCCCCGGAAGAUCCUUAUUACCAAUCCGACUGGCACGUCGAAGGCCAAAUGAACGAACACAUCUGCGCCGCUGCAUUCCUCGUCUUCGACAAUGAGAACAUGGAAGAGCCGGUCAUGGAAUUCCGCAACAUCGUCGAAACAGGAUCCCUGGGUGAAGUCGACCACGAAGCUAAUGACUUCGUCUGGCUGAAGCAAGUCUUUGGCCUUGCAAACGGUGAACCAGCAGUCCAGCGCCCAGGCUCAAUCAAAUGCAAAGUGGGCCGUAGCGUGAUAUUCCCCAGUACCGUUCAGCAUCGGUUGACCCACUUCGAGCUAAAAGACAAGUCGAAGCCUGGGCAUAAUCGUGCCCUUGUGUUCUUCCUGAUCGAUCCGAAUCUGCGAAUUAUCUCCACGGCUAAUAUUCCACCACAGAGACUGGACUGGACGCUCGAUAUAAAGGGGGAUGAGGAUAAAACGAAGUCCAUCAUGGCAGGUCUGGCCUUGGAUAAUAAGGACAGGAAGGGUCCGAUGCCGAUGUCGUUGCUUGAGGCUCUAGAUUUGAGAUGGAAGUUUUUGGAGGAAAUGAUGGAGUUUACCAAGUACCAGCAUGUCGCGUUUGAGUCGCCGGUCGUGAUGCUUUGA